Messenger RNA from Camellia sinensis, 549 nucleotides. NCBI's taxonomy places the organism in Eukaryota, Viridiplantae, Streptophyta, Magnoliopsida, Ericales, Theaceae. The record is from RefSeq and is a predicted model, not a curated record.
AUGCCUUUGAUUUGCUUGUCAAAGCAUGCAUGGUUGACUGCAAAUCUUUGUGCUACACCAGUUUCUUCCAAACCAUCUGUGGUUGCCUUUGAUUAUUUGCCUUAUUCUCAGCCCUUUUUGUAUAGAAGCAUUAUGGGCGCUCUUCAGUGCCUUACUAUCACCAGACCAGAUCUUUCAUUUGCUAUUAAUCAAGCUUUCCAGUUUAUGCACUCCCCUAUUGUUGGUCAUUUUGCUGUAGUUAAAAGGAUUUUGAGAUAUCUUAAGGGCACUCUCUCUCAUGGCCUGGUUUUUACACCAAGUUCCUUUCAGUUGCAUGCUUACACUGAUGCUAAUUGGGCUGGGGAUUCCUCCGACAGAUGGUCCACCUCCGAUUAUUGUAUCUUUUUAGGUGCCAAUCUCAUCUCUUGGUCUUCAAAGAAACAACCCACUGUAUCCAGGUCCCCUACUGAAGCUGAAUACAGGUCUUUUGCUGUAGCACUCUAUGCUUCCUAUUAUAAUGGAACUAUAUUUGGCACUUUGAUUAUCUUGAUUGAGAACCUUUUUAGUUGA